Molecule: messenger RNA, 4957 nt
Organism: Coregonus sp. 'balchen'
Lineage: Eukaryota; Metazoa; Chordata; Actinopteri; Salmoniformes; Salmonidae
Source: the annotation of a GenBank genome assembly
AUGGCUAAGGGGCAGGGCUUUAAGGAAUGGACAAAAGGUUUUUUUUAAAAGGAGGAAGGAGAAAUUUUUUGGGGGUGGACUGGGGAGACGGGUUUAAGGGGGUGGAGGGCCAAAAAGGGGUGGACCUGGGGGGGGGAGGUUUUUAAGGAAAUUUGGACGGAGGAGGGGGGGCUUUAAGGAGAUCGGGGGGGGGUUUUAAGGGGAUGCUGGAGAGACAGGGUUUUAAAAGGGGGAAAAGGGGGGGAGGGUUUAAAAAUUUUGGGGGGAAAAGGUUUUAAGGGGGGGGACUGGAGGAGACGAGUUUUUAAGGAGUGGACGGGAGUAACGGGUUUUAAAGGGGUGGACUUGAGGAGACCUUUUUUAAGGGGUGGACUGGAGGAAAGGGGUUUUAAAAAAAAAAGGGGGGGGGAGGAAAAAGGGGGGGGGAAAGGGCUUUAAAAAGGGAGGACUGGGGGAGACAGGCUUUGGGGAAAUAAAGGGAGGAGGGGGGGGGAAAGGGGUGGGGAAAAAAGGGUGAAAAGGAGAUGGACUGAGGGGGGCUUUAAGGGAGGGAGGGGGGGGUUUGGAAGGAGGGGGGGGGGUUUAAGGAGAUACUGGAGGGGGGAGGUUUUAAAAAAAGGGGAGGGGGGGGUUUAAGGGAGAGGGAGGGACAGGGCUUUAAGGAAUAUGGAGGGAAAGGCUUUAAGGAAUGGGGAGGAGGGGGUUUAAGAGAUGGAUUUAAAAAAAAAGGGGUUUAAGGGGAUGGGGAGAAAGGGUUUAAGGAAUGGACGGGGGGAAAAAUUUGGAGGGAUGGAAGGGGGGGGGGCGGGAGAAAGGGUUUAAGGGGGGGGAAAAGAGGAGGUUUUAAGGAGGGGAGGGGGGGGGGAGGCUUAAGGGAGAUGGGGAGAACAGGGUUUAAGAUGGCUGGAGGAAAAAUUAGGAGGCUGGGGAGACGGGUUUAAGGGAAAGGAGGGGGGGGGGGUUUAAGGUGGGAGGAGGGAGGGCUUUAAGGAGAUGGACUGGAGGAGGGAGGGCUUUUAAGGAGAUGGACUGGAGGAGGGGGCUUUAAGGAGAUGGACUGGAGGAGACAGGGCUUUAAAAGGGGCCUAAGGACACCUCCCGGGGCCCCCAAUCCCCCCUAAAAAUGGUCCCCAAUCUCACCUACGGGGUGGUCCCCAAAAACCUCGCAAUGUCCCCCCCCCCAGGGUGGUCCUCCAAUCUAUCCAGGUGGUCCUCCGACUAUCUACAGCAGGGUCCUCCAAUCUACCCUACAGCUGGUCCCCAAUCUUCCACAGUGGCCCUCCAAUCUACUACACAGUGGCCCCCCAAAAACUACCCGCGGGGUCCCCAAUCUAACCUAAGCAUGGCCCUCCAAUCUACCACACAUGGUCCUCCAAUCUUCUCACAGGGGUCCCCCAAAAUCUAACCUAGCAGUGCCUCCAAUUUUCCAAAAGGUGGUCCCCAAUCAAACCACACUGCCCCAAUCUAUCCCAGGCCCCCCAUUUCCUCCAGAUCUAACCUACAGAGUGGGUCCUCCAGCAUCUCAUCUACAGCAGUGGUCCUCCAGAUCUCACCUACAGCAGUGGGUCCUCCGAUUCUACCUACAGCAGUGGGUCCUCCAGAUCUAUCCUACAGCAGUGGUCCUACCAGAUCUCAAUCUUUCAGCAGUGGUCCUCCAGAUCUCAUCCUACCAAGCAGUUGGUCCUCCAGAUCUAUCCUACAGCAGUGGUCCUCCAGAUCUAUCCUACAGCAGUGGUCCUCUCAGAUAUAUCCUACAGCAGUGGUCCCCCAGAUCUAUCCCUACAGCAGUGGGUCCUCCAGAUCGAUCCUACAGCAGUGGUCCUCCAGAUCUAUCCUACAGCAGUGGUCCUCUCCAGAUCUAUCCUACAGCAGAUGGUUCCUCCAGAUCUAAUCCUACACGCAGUGGUCCUCCAGAUCUAUCCUACAGCAGUGGUCCUCCAGAUCUAUCCUACAGCAGUGGUCCUCCAGAUCUAUCCUACAGCAGUGGUCCUCCAGAUCUAUCCUACAGCAGUGGUCCUCCAGAUCUAUCCUACAGCAGUGGUACUCCAGAUCUCACCUACAGCAGUGGUCCUCCAGAUCUCACCUACAGCAGUGGUCCUCCAGAUCUCACCUACAGCAGUGGUCCUCCAGAUCUAUCCUACAGCAGUGGUCCUCCAGAUCUAAUCUACAGCAGUGGUCCUCCAGAUCUAUCCUACAGCAGUGGUCCUCCAGAUCUAAUCUACAGCAGUGGUCCUCCAGAUCUAUCCUACAGCAGUGGUCCUCCAGAUCUAUCCUACAGCAGUGGUCCUCCAGAUCUAUCCUACAGCAGUGGUCCUCCAGAUCUAUCCUACAGCAGUGGUCCUCCAGAUCUCAUCUACAGUACAGCAGAGACAGACACACUAUGAUGCAACAUGUAAAUGACAGAACCUCUCUUUCUCUCCUCUCUCUCUGGUUCUCUAUCCACAGUUAAUACUGACACAGAAACAGUGGUGGUGAAUGUCACAUACACAACCAAGGAGGAGGCUAAAGUGUAAGUAGAGUAAUUACUGUGUUUAAAUGAUGUCACUAUCAGUAUGGCAGAAACAUUAGACUAAUUAGAGGUGCUAUUACUGUGUUUAAAUGAUGUCACUAUCAGUAUGGCAGAAACAUUAGACUAAUUAUCCCCUCAUAGGGUUAGGGUUAGGGUUAGAAACAUUAGACUAAUUAUCCCCUCAUAGGGUUAGGGUUAGGGUUAGGGUUAGAAACAUUAGACUAAUUAUCCCCUCAUAGGGUUAGGGUUAGGGUUAGGGUUAGAAACAUUAGACUAAUUAUCCCCUCAUAGGGUUAGGGUUAGGGUUAGGGUUAGGAGCAUUAGACUAAUUAUCCCCUCAUAGAGUUAGGGUUAGGGUUAGGGUUAGAAACAUUAGACUAAUUAUCCCCUCAUAGGGUUAGGGUUAGGGUUAGGGUUAGAAACAUUAGACUAAUUAUCCCCUCAUAGAGUUAGGGUUAGGGUUAGGGUUAGAAACAUUAGACUAAUUAUCCCCUCAUAGGGUUAGGGUUAGGGUUAGAAACAUUAGACUAAUUAUCCCCUCAUAGGGUUAGGGUUAGGUGUAUGGCAGAAGGUUAGGGUUAGGGUUAGGGUUAGGGUUAGGGUUAGGAGCAUUAGACUAAUUAUCCCCUCAUAGAGUUAGGGUUAGGGUUAGGGUUAGAAACAUUAGACUAAUUAUCCCCUCAUAGGGUUAGGGUUAGGGUUAGAAACAUUAGACUAAUUAUCCCCUCAUAGGGUUAGGGUUAGGGUUAGGGUUAGAAACAUUAGACUAAUUAUCCCCUCAUAGGGUUAGGGUUAGGGUUAGGGUUAGAAACAUUAGACUAAUUAUCCCCUCAUAGGGUUAGGGUUAGGGUUAGGGUUAGAAACAUUAGACUAAUUAUCCCCUCAUAGGGUUAGGGUUAGGGUUAGAAACAUUAGACUAAUUAUCCCCUCAUAGGGUUAGGGUUAGGUGUAUGGCAGAAGGUUAGGGUUAGGGUUAGGGUUAGGGUUAGGGUUAGGAGCAUUAGACUAAUUAUCCCCUCAUAGAGUUAGGGUUAGGUGUAUGGCAGAAGGUUAGGGUUUAGGGUUAGGAGCAUUAGACUAAUUAUCCCCUCAUAGGGUUAGGUUAGGGUUAGGGUUAGGGUUAGGGUUAGGGUUAGGGUUGGGGGUUGGGGGUUAGGGUUGGGGGUUAGGGUUAGGGUUGGGGGUUGGGGGUUAGGGUUAGGGUUGGGGGUUGGGGGUUAGGGUUGGGGGUUGGGGGUUGGGGGUUAGGGUUAGGGUUAGGGUUAGGGUUAGAAAGGUAUCAGAGAGGUAAAGCUUUUUUCCCUCCUCAGAGCUAUAGAGAAUUCAACGGUCAUCAGUUUGAGGACUACUCCUUCAGGGUGUCGCCUAACCCUUACCCUCUCCCUCUCGUUAACUCUAACUCCUCUCCCCUCAGAGCCGUAGAGAAGUUGACUCUUCUGUUCUCUCACAGAGCCGUAGAGAAGUUGACUCUUCUGUUCUCUCACAGAGCCGUAGAGAAGUUGACUCUUCUGUUCUCUCACAGAGCCGUAGAGAAGUUGACUCUUCUGUUCUCUCACAGAGCCGUAGAGAAGUUGACUCUUCUGUUCUCUCACAGAGCCGUAGAGAAGUUGACUCUUCUGUUCUCUCACAGAGCCGUAGAGAAGUUGACUCUUCUGUUCUCUCACAGAGCCGUAGAGAAGUUGACUCUUCUGUUCUCUCACAGAGCCGUAGAGAAGUUGACUCUUCUGUUCUCUCCCCUCACAGAGCCAUAGAGACGUUGACUCUUCUGUUCUCUCCCCUCUCAGAGCCAUAGAGAAGUUGACAGGUCACCAGUUUGAGGGCUACUCCAUCAGGGUGUCGUACAUCCUGGAUAUGGAUGCAGCUCCGCCCCUACAGGCCCCACGGAUGCGUCGGGGGGGUCGGUCGUCCAGGGACCAGGACGGGCCCCAGCCAGGGCCCUCUAGGGGCUUCGGAGGGCCCCGACACAAACAGCAUGACUUCCCCCUCCGCAUGCUGGUCCCCACACAGUUCGUAGGAGCCAUCAUCGGCAAGGAGGGUCUCACCAUCAAGAACGUCACCAAACAGACACAGUCCAAGUAUGUGGGCAUCGUUGUAGCAGAAUUAUUCUAUCUGCUUUAUUGACACAUUUGUUUUCCUUCUUUGUUGGUCAAAAUCGAGUAUGAAGUAUGGGGUUAAUUACAUUUCAGUUAAGUCAAUUCAGGAAUUAAAUUACUGAAUUAACAUGGCACUGACCCCAAACUUAAAUAUGAUUACGUAUGCAGUCUCAACCUUUCAGUGACCUUCUGUCUGUCUCUGUCUCUCUCCAUCAGGGUGGACAUCCAUCGGAAGGAGAAUGCGGGAGCAGCAGAGAAGCCCAUCACCAUCCACUCCACCCCUGAGGGCUGCUCCUCUGCCUGCCGUAUGAUCCUGGAAAUCAUGCAGAAAGAAGCCAGCGAGACCAAGGAGUGA